Messenger RNA from Neomonachus schauinslandi (Hawaiian monk seal), 2104 nucleotides. Its product is annotated as high affinity nerve growth factor receptor. Gene Ontology annotation, molecular function: transmembrane receptor protein tyrosine kinase activity; neurotrophin binding; ATP binding. Lineage: Eukaryota; Metazoa; Chordata; Mammalia; Carnivora; Phocidae. Gene Ontology annotation, biological process: regulation of phosphatidylinositol 3-kinase/protein kinase B signal transduction; cellular response to nerve growth factor stimulus; multicellular organism development. Gene Ontology annotation, cellular component: signaling receptor complex; axon; plasma membrane. The record is from RefSeq and is a predicted model, not a curated record. The transcript has 15 exons. The annotation marks the transcript as partial.
CACCAUCGUGAAGAGUGGACUCCAUUCCGUGGCGCCCGAUGCCUUCCGUUUCACUCCUCGGCUCAGUCGCCUGAAUCUCUCCUUCAACGCUUUGGAGUCUCUCUCCUGGAAAACCGUCCAGGGCCUCCCCCUGCAGGAGCUGGUCCUGUCGGGGAACCCUCUGCGCUGCACGUGUGCCCUGCGCUGGCUGCUGCGCUGGGAGGAGGCGGGGCUGGGCGGCGUGCGCGGCCAGAAGCUGCAGUGUCCCGGGCAGGGGCCCCUGGCCUUCUUGUCCAACGCUAGCUGCGGCGUGCCUGUGCUGAAGGUCCAGAUGCCCAACACCUCCGUGGACGUGGGCGACGACGUGUCGCUGCAGUGCCUGGUGGAGGGGCGGGGCCUGGAGGGGGCCGGCUGGAUCCUCACGGAGCUGGAGGACUUGGCCACAGUGACGCAAUCUGGGGGUCUGCCAUCCCUGGGGCUGACCCUGGCCAAUGUCACCAGUGACCUCAAUAAGAAGAAUGUGACAUGCUGGGCGGAGAAUGACAUGGGCCGGGCCGAAGUCUCCGUGCAGGUCAACGUCUCCUUCCCGGCCAGCGUGCAGCUGCACAAGCCAGUGGAACUACACCACUGGUGCAUCCCCUUCUCGGUGGACGGGCAGCCGGCGCCCUCUCUGCGCUGGCUCUUCAACGGCUCCGUGCUCAACGAGACCAGCUUCAUCUUCACCGAGUUCCUGGAGCCCGCGGCCAACGAGACCGUGCGGCACGGCUGCCUGCGCCUCAACCAGCCCACCCACGUCAACAACGGCAACUACACGCUGCUGGCCGCCAACCUCUUGGGCCAGGCCUCCGCCUUUGUCAUGGCCGCCUUCAUGGACAACCCUUUCGAGUUCAACCCCGAGGACCCCAUCCCGGUCUCCUUCUCGCCAGUGGACACUAACAGCACUUCCGGAGACCCAGUGGAGAAGAAGGAUGAAACCCCUUUUGGGGUCUCAGUGGCCGUGGGCCUGGCUGUCUUUGCCUGCCUCUUCCUUUCCACGUUCUUCCUUGUGCUCAACAAAUGUGGACGGAGGAACAAGUUUGGGAUCAACCGGGCAGCUGUGCUGGCUCCAGAGGACGGACUGGCCAUGUCCCUGCAUUUCAUGACAUUAGGUGGCAGCUCCUUGUCCCCCACUGAGGGCAAAGGCUCUGGGCUCCAAGGCCACAUCAUCGAGAACCCACAAUACUUCAGUGAUGCCUGUGUUCAUCACAUCAAGCGCCAGGACAUCGUGCUCAAAUGGGAGUUGGGCGAAGGCGCCUUUGGGAAGGUCUUCCUUGCGGAGUGCCACAACCUGUUGUCUGAGCAGGACAAGAUGCUCGUGGCCGUUAAGGCGCUGAAGGAGGUGUCGGAGAGCGCCAGGCAGGACUUCCAGCGAGAGGCCCAGCUGCUCACCAUGCUGCAGCAUCAGCAUAUCGUGCGCUUCUUUGGGGUCUGCACCGAGGGCCGUCCGCUGCUCAUGGUCUUUGAGUACAUGCGCCAUGGGGACCUUAACCGCUUCCUCCGGUCCCACGGGCCUGACGCCAAGUUGCUGGCUGGCGGGGAGGACGUGGCUCCCGGGCCCCUGGGCCUGGGGCAGCUUCUGGCCGUGGCCAGCCAGGUCGCAGCGGGGAUGGUGUACCUGGCUGGUCUGCACUUCGUGCAUCGGGACCUGGCCACGCGCAACUGCCUGGUGGGCCAAGGCCUAGUGGUCAAGAUCGGCGACUUCGGCAUGAGCAGGGACAUCUACAGCACGGACUAUUACCGCGUGGGGGGCCGCACCAUGCUGCCCAUCCGCUGGAUGCCGCCCGAGAGCAUCCUCUACCGCAAGUUCACCACCGAGAGCGACGUGUGGAGCUUCGGCGUGGUGCUCUGGGAGAUCUUCACCUACGGCAAGCAGCCCUGGUACCAGCUCUCCAACACGGAGGCGAUUGAGUGCAUCACGCAGGGGCGGGAGCUGGAGCGGCCCCGGGCCUGCCCACCGGAGGUCUACGCCAUCAUGCGGGGCUGCUGGCAGCGGGAGCCCCAGCAACGCCACAGCAUCAAGGACGUGCAUGCCCGGCUGCAGGCCUUGGCCCAGGCGCCUCCCGUCUACUUGGAUGUCCUGGGCUAG